AUGUGCGAAGAAGAAGAGAACAAAAAGCAAGCGAAAAAUCAUAAAACGUAUCUGUAAAUGUAUAAAUGCAUAAUCUUUAUAUUUGCUAAGCCUCAUUACACAUUAACUAAUUAUCUUAUCAAUAUUUAAGAAACCCAAACACAGCCGCCACGUUGUGCUCCGUGCCUCUCCAUCACAGAGUUCUAAAACUAAGGAAAAAUCGAAAUCUUGUAUCUGACUCCCAAAAGAGAAUCAUCAAAGCAAAGAGUAACAGAAGGGGGCCAAAGAAAAGUUAUAAACUUACAGGAGUAACUGUGAGAGGUGUUACCGACCAAGACUCCUAAUUUAGGAUUCCUCCUGCCCAAGCGGCUAGGGUGUUGUACUCUAACAUUCGCCGCAUUUAGAAGCAGACUAUGUCUGACUUUUUGCGUCACCAAAGUCCACAAGAUUACACAUAGCCAUGGCUGCGACGAGGAAACUGCAAGGCGAAAUCGAUCGGUGUUUAAAAAAAGUUGCCGAGGGCGUUGAAACAUUUGAAGAUAUUUGGAAAAAGGUGCAUAAUGCUACAAAUACCAACCAGAAGCAAAAACAUCUGCAGGAGAAAUAUGAGGCAGAUCUCAAGAAAGAAAUUAAAAAGCUGCAGCGAUUGCGGGAUCAGAUUAAGUCAUGGAUUGCUUCAGCUGAAAUAAAGGACAAAAGUGCACUGCUGGAAAAUCGAAGACUCAUUGAAACGCAAAUGGAACGUUUUAAGGUUGUCGAGCGAGAGACAAAAACAAAAGCAUAUUCAAAGGAAGGCUUGGGAGCAGCACAAAAAAUGGAUCCAGCCCAACGAAUUAAGGAUGAUGCCCGGAAUUGGUUAACCAGUUCAAUUAGUUCACUACAAAUACAGAUUGACCAGUAUGAGAGUGAAAUUGAAUCGCUGUUGGCAGGUAAAAAAAAACGCUUGGACCGGGACAAGCAGGAGCGUAUGGACGAUCUGCGAGGCAAAUUGGAUAGGCAUAAAUUCCAUAUAACAAAGCUAGAAACUCUGCUGAGGCUGCUUGACAACGACGGUGUCGAGGCGGAGCAGGUGAACAAGAUCAAAGAUGACGUCGAAUAUUACAUUGAUUCAUCGCAAGAGCCAGACUUCGAGGAAAAUGAGUUUAUUUACGACGACAUCAUUGGACUCGACGAGGUGGAGCUAAGUGGCACUGCCACGACUGACAGCAACAAUAGCAACGAGACUAGCGGAUCACCAAGCAGUGUUAACUCCGGUGGCAGCCCGUCGCAGUCGCCCGUUACGGUACAACAAGUGCUUACUUCUUCCGCGCAGGCAGCGGCAAGCAGUGGCAGUAGUGCAGCCAGCGCUGCUUUGUUCCAGCAACAGCAAGCAGCAACUCAGGCGCAAUCAAAUGGAAACAACAUAGGUUAUGCGAGUGACACCAGUGCAGCAUCAUCCUCAGCGACAACAUCUACCGACCCGUCUGGCAGCGUCCCGGUUGCACAGUUUAGUGGUGGAAGUGGAAGUGAUAAGCGCAACAAAAGCAGCGAAAGCAAUGCCAACAUCAAAUUGAAACAACAACCUCUGCAGCUUAUUAAGCCCACGCCUGUUCGAGCGACGGCUAAGAUGCCCUCGAGUAGUGAUAUUCAAAUCAAUAAGAUUGUCAGCUCAACGCCCAGUAAAAUACAGCAGCAGCAGGCAACAACUACCGCGGUUUUAGCUACUUCCAGCUUGCCACAAAGCAGUACAAGUAUGAGCGGGGCCGGAAAUAAUGCUAACGAGGGAACGGGAGCGCCCGCUGCACCAGCAACCAAUAGUGGUCACAAUCCUGCCGUACAGCAACAUGCUCCUACGCCUGGCAUAUGUUCCUCCGCCAGCAUUCCUGCAGGUACCACUGCAACUGCUGCCUCGAGUCCCGCCAGCUCUGCAAACACGAACAGUGGCAACGUUCAGGGCCUAUCUGUGAUCCAUGCCUCACCACCAAUUGCAUUUGCAGCUGUAGCAAAACACAAUACAUCACUCUUGGAGAAUGGAUCUGUAUUGCAGCAGCAGCAACAACAACCUGCAGCUCCCACGGUGGCUGCUAUUGUUGGAGCGGGAGCACAGGCCCAGCAACAACAGUUGACACAAUUAUCCAAUCUUCAAACGAAUUCCUCACAUUUACAUAACGGUCUGCAAGUCUCCUCGGUUGGUACUAGUGACAACAAUAGCAAUGUAGCCGAUGCAACGAUUUCAUUAAAAACGAUGGCACAAGAAGCUAUUAAUCGAUCUACAAUCGAUGUCAAUUCCGUAAUCCAGCAGCAACCAAGCAAUGUCGACACUAGGCAGCCACUGUCUUUAUCUCAUCAACCGCAACCGAAAUCCAUCCUCCAGCAACAUUUCAUCUCGGAAAACACUGCCAACCUACAACAGCAGCAGCAAAAAGUAGCGGCGCAGCAACAACAGCAGCAGAACGCAGUAGCGGUUAAUGCUGCAGCGAUCGGAUCAAUCGCAGUUGCUGGGUCCCAUGCGUCAACAAACAGCAACGGCCCCAUUGCCACCAGCACUGGGAUAAUGACUCUGGCGAACGCUGCUGGUCAGCAGACUAGUGGAAAUGCUAAGGUCCUUACAUUGCAACAACAUCAGCAACAACAACAAAUGGCCACUACAGAGGCGCACAUUCCUACUCUGCUGGGAGUGACACCAUUGGGACCAACGCCGCUUCAGAAAGAGCAUCAAAUACAGUUUCAAAUGAUGGAGGCUGCCUACUACCAUCUACCACAGCCCAUGGACACGGAGAAAUUACAAACGUACUUUCAUCGCGCACCAGUACCCACGCCUGCACAUUACCCACAGUCACAGCUGCCCAUAUAUGAUACCGUUGAAUUCUAUCAACGACUAUCAACGGAGACGCUGUUCUUUGUGUUCUAUUAUAUGGAGGGCUCCAAGGCUCAAUAUUUGGCUGCCAAGGCAUUAAAAAAACAGAGUUGGCGUUUCCACACCAAAUAUAUGAUGUGGUUUCAACGUCACGAGGAACCCAAAAUUAUCAAUGAUGAUUACGAACAGGGUACGUACAUCUAUUUUGACUAUGAAAAGUGGAGUCAGCGCAAGAAGGAGGGAUUCACCUUUGAAUACAAGUACUUAGAGGACAAGGAGCUAAAUUGAAAAAAUUUGAGAAUUGUUGUCCCUCCUUUGUCAAUAAGAAAAUCAUUUAAAAAAAAAAAAAAAAAAACAAUAAAAUUAAAUU
This is a messenger RNA of Drosophila serrata, 3185 nucleotides long. RefSeq names its product CCR4-associated factor Not3 (gene Not3). The record is from RefSeq and is a predicted model, not a curated record. Gene Ontology annotation, biological process: regulation of DNA-templated transcription. NCBI's taxonomy places the organism in Eukaryota, Metazoa, Arthropoda, Insecta, Diptera, Drosophilidae. Gene Ontology annotation, cellular component: nucleus; CCR4-NOT core complex.